Lactuca sativa (garden lettuce) is the source of this 3816-nucleotide messenger RNA. RefSeq names its product cellulose synthase A catalytic subunit 3 [UDP-forming]. Lineage: Eukaryota; Viridiplantae; Streptophyta; Magnoliopsida; Asterales; Asteraceae. Gene Ontology annotation, molecular function: cellulose synthase (UDP-forming) activity. Gene Ontology annotation, biological process: cellulose biosynthetic process. Gene Ontology annotation, cellular component: membrane. The record is from RefSeq and is a predicted model, not a curated record.
AUCGCUUUCGUGUCGUUAGCGAUUUCUACAUCGCCAUUAACAGCUGGAACAUCUUGCAGACACUCUCUCUGCAUCUAUAUAAAUAUUUAUGUAAAGAUACUCAACAGGCCCUUGUGCUUCUCUUAUACUCUUCGAUCUCUACUCCAUUAUCACAGAUCCCUAAGUAUUUCCUUCCGGCUCAGAUUUGAUCUGCUAACUCCAUUGAUGUCCGAUUGGGUUUGACUCUCUUGGUCUAUGUGCCGUCGGUUGCGAUAUAUGCGAGAUCUUCUGAGGUGAUCACACGUACAGAUCCGUGGUUAUGGUUGCUGGCUGCGACUGAUUCCUGAUAUUUUUAAUCGAUUGAUUGCUCUUCUAAGCCAGAGGAGAUGGAAUCGGAAGGAGAGACCGGGGGGACAUCUAUGAAGAAUGUCGGUGGUCAGGUUUGCCAGAUCUGUGGUGAUAAUGUUGGCACCACAGCUAAAGGAGACCCUUUUGGUGCCUGUGAUGUUUGUGCAUUCCCAGUUUGCAGGCCUUGCUAUGAAUACGAGCGCAAAGAUGGCAAUCAAUCUUGCCCUCAAUGCAAAACUAGAUACAAACGACAUAAAGGAAGCCCUGCUAUUGCUGGAGACAAAGAGGAGGAUGUUGACACUGAUGAAGAAACUACUAAUUUCCCCUUCUCUUCACAAACCCAAAGUGAGAAGCAGAAGACUGCAGAGCGAAUGCUGAGCUGGCACAUGACAUAUGGAAGAGGAGAAGACACUAAUACUCCAAAUUAUGAUAAAGAGGUCUCUCAUAACCACAUACCUUUACUCACCAGUGGACAAGAGGUUUCUGGUGAGUUGUCUGCAGCUUCUCCACAACGCCUUUCAGUGUCUUCACCUCCACCUGGUGGAGAAAGACUAACACAUUCACUCCCUUAUUCUGCAUAUGCGAAUCAAUCCCCCAAUGUUAGAGUUGUGGACCCUGUGAGAGAUUACGGAUCUACAGGACUAGGAAAUGUUGCAUGGAAAGAGAGAGUUGAUGGGUGGAAAAUGAAACAAGACAAGAAUGUAGUUCCAAUGACAACAAGUCGCCCUGCUUCUGAAAGAGGUCAAGACAUUGAUGCCAAUACAGAUGUGUUAGUUGAUGAUUCAUUGCUGAACGAUGAAGCCAGACAACCACUUUCAAGAAAAGUCUCCAUUCCAUCAUCAAGAAUAAAUCCAUACAGAAUGGUCAUUGUUCUUCGGCUGGUUAUUCUUUGCAUCUUUUUGCACUAUCGAAUAACAAACCCUGUGACAAAUGCAUAUCCAUUAUGGUUACUCUCUGUUAUUUGUGAGAUUUGGUUUGCUUUUUCUUGGAUUUUGGAUCAGUUCCCUAAAUGGCUUCCAAUUAAUCGUGAAACAUAUCUUGAUCGGCUAUCCCUAAGGUAUGAGAGAGAAGGGGAGCCAUCACAACUAGCUGCUGUUGAUAUAUUUGUGAGUACUGUGGACCCGUUGAAGGAGCCGCCACUUGUCACAGCCAACACGGUGCUGUCCAUCCUGGCGGUUGACUACCCGGUUGACAAGGUGUCAUGUUAUGUGUCUGAUGACGGGGCUGCCAUGCUGUCGUUUGAGUCACUAUCAGAAACAUCUGAGUUUGCAAGAAAAUGGGUUCCUUUUUGCAAGAAAUACAACAUUGAGCCCCGUGCUCCUGAAUGGUAUUUCAACCAGAAGAUUGACUACUUGAAAGAUAAAAUUCAACCAACUUUUGUUAAAGAUCGAAGAGCUAUGAAGAGAGAAUAUGAAGAGUUUAAAAUUCGUGUAAAUGGUCUUGUUGCAAAAGCUCAGAAAGUCCCUGAUGAAGGUUGGAUUAUGCAGGAUGGAACUCCUUGGCCUGGAAAUAACACUAGGGAUCAUCCAGGAAUGAUUCAGGUUUUCUUGGGUCAAAAUGGAGGGCUUGAUAGUGAGGGUAAUGAGUUGCCAAGAUUGGUUUAUGUUUCAAGAGAAAAGCGUCCAGGUUUUCAACAUCACAAGAAAGCUGGUGCCAUGAAUUCCCUUGUUCGAGUAUCUGCAGUUCUUACAAAUGGCCCGUUUUUGUUGAAUCUUGAUUGUGAUCAUUACAUUAACAACAGUAAGGCUAUUAGAGAAGCUAUGUGUUUUAUGAUGGAUCCAAAUCUUGGAAAAUACGUAUGUUAUGUACAGUUUCCACAGAGAUUUGAUGGUAUUGAUAGAAACGAUCGAUAUGCUAACAGAAACACAGUGUUCUUUGAUAUUAACUUGAGAGGUUUAGAUGGGAUUCAAGGUCCGGUUUAUGUGGGAACUGGAUGUGUGUUCAAUAGAACAGCUCUAUAUGGUUAUGAACCUCCACUUAAGCCUAAGAAGAAGAGAGAAGAUGGCUUCUUUUCUUCUUGCUUUGGUGGAUCACGAAAGAAGAGUUCCAAAUCAAGCAAAAAGGGAUCAGAUAAAAAGAAAUCAAACAAAAACGUUGACCCCACUGUGCCAAUUUUCAACCUGGAAGAUAUAGAAGAAGGAGUUGAAGGUGCUGGAUUUGAUGAUGAGAAAUCAUUGCUUAUGUCACAAAUGUCGCUUGAAAAAAGAUUUGGACAAUCGGCUGUGUUUGUUGCAUCUACACUUAUGGAAAAUGGAGGCGUCCCUCAGUCUGCAGCACCUGAAACUCUGUUGAAAGAAGCGAUUCAUGUCAUCAGUUGUGGUUAUGAAGACAAAACAGAUUGGGGAGCUGAGAUAGGAUGGAUUUAUGGAUCGGUGACGGAAGAUAUUCUGACGGGAUUUAAGAUGCAUGCACGUGGAUGGCGGUCGAUAUACUGCAUGCCACCUCGGGCAGCCUUCAAGGGUUCCGCCCCUAUCAAUCUUUCCGAUCGUUUAAACCAAGUGCUCCGGUGGGCUUUAGGAUCGGUGGAAAUUCUUUUCAGCAGACAUUGUCCUAUAUGGUACGGAUAUAAUGGAAGACUCAAAUGGCUCGAAAGAUUUGCCUACAUCAACACCACCAUCUACCCCAUCACUUCCAUCCCUCUUCUCAUCUACUGUACUCUUCCCGCCGUCUGUCUUCUCACCGGAAAGUUCAUCAUCCCACAGAUCAGUAACCUUGCGAGUUUAUGGUUUAUAUCCCUCUUUCUUUCCAUCUUUGCCACCGGUAUUCUUGAAAUGAGGUGGAGUGGUGUCGGAAUUGAUGAGUGGUGGAGGAACGAGCAGUUUUGGGUUAUCGGAGGUGUCUCCGCCCAUCUUUUUGCCGUGUUCCAAGGUUUGCUAAAAGUACUUGCAGGUAUCGACACUAAUUUCACAGUGACAUCAAAGGCGUCAGAUGAAGAUGGUGAUUUUGCUGAGCUGUAUUUGUUCAAAUGGACGACGCUUUUAAUCCCACCGACGACUCUCCUAAUCGUGAACUUGGUUGGAGUGGUUGCCGGAAUAUCUUACGCCAUCAACAGUGGUUACCAGUCGUGGGGUCCACUUUUUGGUAAACUUUUCUUUGCGUUUUGGGUGAUUGUACAUCUUUACCCCUUCCUCAAGGGUCUUAUGGGGAAACAAAAUCGCACGCCCACCAUUGUUGUUGUGUGGUCUAUUCUUCUUGCUUCCAUUUUCUCUCUCCUUUGGGUCCGAAUUGAUCCCUUUACCACUAAAGUUACUGGCCCUGAUGUCACUUAUUGUGGAAUUAAUUGUUAAUUUACACUUUUACUACUAGUAUUUUUUUUUUUAUUCAAGACACUCGAUACAUAUAUUUAUUUUUUUUUACAAUUUUGUAUGCUUGUUGGAAUUUGUAAUUCGGACACUUUUAUAAUUGUAAUUUCCAGUUUUAUUAUUUGUAAUACACUCUCACAAGUCACGGGAUAUAUUAUAUCAUAUAUAUAUAUGUGGUUAUUUAUUA